GUAAUUAAUUCCAACACUAAAAACAGCAUGUUGCACAUAUGUGUUGCAAGCCAUGUUGCACGUAUGUUAAAGUAACGCACAUUAAAAUAAAAACAAUGCAAAUUGCAGCCAACAAGCGCACAUUAAUUAUUAAAAAACAUUAACUCUACAAGGCCUUGUGGCAAGUGUCGCGUUAUGUGUGCAACUAAAAGUGUAUAGUAAAUGUUAAAAUCGCACAACAAUGCGCAAAACAACAAUUAAAACUGUAACUGCAAGCAUUUGAGGCCAUAAAUAAAACGCGUUUGAGCGCUUAAACCAUAUUUGACACACACCAACAACACCACUACUUGCAACAUCCUAUUUAAUUUUUAAUUGCACAGCACUUUUUUACUAAAUUCUUACACAAUGGCCAACUACUAUUUACAAAAACAACAAAGUACACAAAAAUUCUACCAACAUGCCACACUAGUCAUCACCGUGCUGCUAACGCUCAUAGCAGGCGGCAAUAUGCAGCAGCAACAGCAGUUGAUGCAACAAGCGCCCAGCUUGCAGCAGCAGCAGCAACAACAGCAACAGCUGCAUGCGAGCAAUACGAAACAGCAGUCACAGCAAGCGCAGCAGCAUCAGCAACACUCCAACGCCAUUAUGGGCGAGGCGGGCGUGACCAAUUCACAGUUGCCGCAACCGCCUACGGCGACACAUUAUGGUGGCGCCAAUCUGCAGCCGGGUCUGGCAGGCGGCAUGCUUGCCGGCACUGCAGCGCAGGAUCCACGCUAUGAUGCGCCCGAUGAUUGCCAUUUUUUGCCCGCGGCCGGGCCCGAUAAUCCAGAGAUAGCGCUCACCUGUAAUCUGCGUACGGUCAAUAGCGAAUUCGAUACGACCAAUUUCAGUGUGAUACCCGCCGAGCAUACGGUGGCGUUGCAUGUCUUGUGCAACGACGAAAUUAUGGCGAAGAGCUCACUGGAGGCGCGCUCCUUUGCGCAUUUGGUGCGUCUGCAGGAGCUCUCCAUCCAAUACUGCAAAUUGGCCAAGUUCAAUCGGCAUGUGCUGGAGGGUUUGGCACAGUUACGCAAUCUCACGGUGCGCACCAAUAAUAUACUCUGGCCCACGAUCAAUUUCGACAUUGAAGCCGAUGCUUUUGCGGUGGCCAAGAAUUUGGAACGUUUGGAUUUGUCAUCGAAUAAUAUCUGGUCCUUGCCGGAUAACAUCUUUUGUGCGCUGAGCGGUUUGUCAUCGCUGAAUAUGAGCGAGAAUCGUUUGCAGGAUGUGAAUGAGUUGGGCUUUCGUGAACGCACACGUGAACAAGCGGCUAAUGCAGAGCAUUCCACCGCAGCAACGCCUGAAGUGUCGACGAGUCGCCAGCAAACUGGCAGCAGCGCUAGCAAUACCAGUUGCAAUUUGGAUUUGGAGAUACUAGAUGUAUCUUACAACCAUUUUGUGUUGCUACCUGCUAACGGUUUUGGCACUUUGCGCCGUUUGCGCGUGCUGCAAGUGAACAAUAAUGAGAUCUCCAUGAUCGCAGAUAAGGCGCUGAGUGGUCUCAAGAAUCUGCAAAUACUCAACCUCAGUUCGAAUAAAAUUGUUGCCUUGCCUUCAGAGCUCUUCACCGAACAAGCUGGCACAAUACAGGAGGUUUACUUGCAAAACAACUCGAUCAGCGUGCUCUCACCGAAACUUUUCUCCAAUCUCGAUCAAUUGCAAGCGCUCGAUCUGUCGCACAAUCAGAUCACCUCAACGUGGAUCGAUCGCAGCACAUUUGUGGGCCUGAUACGUCUGGUGUUACUCAAUUUGGCGCAUAAUAAACUCACCAAACUUGAACCGGAGAUCUUCACUGACCUCUACACACUACAGAUCUUGAAUCUGCGUCACAAUCAGCUGGAGAAUGUCGCCGCCGAUACAUUUGCGCCCAUGAACAAUCUACACACACUUUUGCUCUCACAUAAUCGCCUCAAAUACUUGGAUGCUUAUGCGCUCAAUGGGCUCUAUGUGUUGUCGCUGCUCUCUUUGGACAAUAAUGCUUUGAUUGGCGUGCAUCCCGAAGCCUUCCGCAAUUGCAGCUCACUACAAGAUCUCAAUUUGAAUGGCAAUCAGUUGAAGACAGUACCGUUAGCAUUGAGAAAUAUGCGCUUGCUACGCACGGUGGAUCUUGGUGAGAAUAUGAUUACUGUGCUGGAGGAUAACGCCUUCAAGGGCUUGGGUAAUCUUUAUGGUCUCCGCUUGAUUGGUAACUUUUUGGAGAAUAUAACAAUGAAUGCUUUCAAAGAUCUGCCGAGCUUGCAGAUACUCAACCUCGCACGUAAUCGCAUUGGCGUUGUGGAGCCUGGCGCCUUUGAGAUGACUUCGAGCAUACAAGCGAUACGUUUGGAUGGUAACGACCUAAGCGAGAUCAACGGUUUGUUCAGCAAUAUGCCUUCCUUACUCUGGCUGAAUAUCUCCGACAAUCGUUUGGAGCAUUUCGACUAUGCUCAUGUGCCCAACACGCUGCAGUGGCUGGAUCUGCAUAAGAACCGUUUGGGCGAGCUCUCCAAUCGCUUCAGCCUCGACACGCAAAUACGUCUGCAGACUUUGGAUGCAAGCUUCAAUCAAAUACAGCGCAUUUCGCCCUCCUCUAUACCGAACUCUAUCGAACUACUUUUCCUCAACGAUAACCUCAUACACAUCGUCGAUCCGGACACUUUCAUGCAUAAGUCCAACCUGACGCGCGUUGAUCUCUACGCCAACCAGAUCAGCACGCUGGACAUCAAAUCCUUACGCAUACUGCCCGUACAUGAGCUGCGUUCGCUGCCUGAGUUCUACAUUGGCGGCAAUCCCUUUACCUGCGAUUGCAACAUCGAUUGGCUGCAGAAGAUUAAUCACAUUAAGUCGCGACAGUAUCCACGUAUUAUGGACUUGGAGACCAUCUAUUGCAAACUGCUGAAUAACCGUGAACGCGCCUACAUACCACUCAUCGAUGCGGAGCCCAAGCAUUUCCUAUGCACUUACAAGACACAUUGCUUCGCGGUCUGCCAUUGCUGUGAGUUCGACGCUUGCGACUGCGAGAUGACCUGCCCGACGAAUUGUACUUGCUUCCACGACCAAACUUGGUCCACGAAUAUUGUGGAAUGCUCUGGCGCUGGCUACACACAAAUGCCACGCAAGGUGCCCAUGGACACCACUGAGUUGUACAUCGAUGGCAACAACUUUGCUGAGCUGCCAGGGCACACCUUCCUGGGACGCAAAAAUCUCGCUGUACUCUUCGUUAACAACUCGAAUGUACAGUCGCUGCAUAACACAACCUUCAGCGGUCUCCGUAGGCUGCUGGUGCUGCAUCUCGAGGACAAUCACAUCGCCGAGGUGCGUGGCGACGAGUUCAGCAAUCUGGAGAACCUGCGUGAACUCUAUCUACAGAACAACCGCAUAGCCAGCGUUGGCAAUGGCAGUUUUCAGGCUUUGCGUAAGUUGGAAGUGCUGCGUUUGGACGGCAAUCGGCUGGUGCACUUUGAGGUCUGGCAGCUAGCACUUAACCCAUACUUAGUAGAGAUAGGGCUUGCAGACAAUCAGUGGAGUUGCGAAUGUAGUUACUUGAUGCGCUUCCGCACCUACCUCGCACAGACGGCCGAGAAGAUUGUCGAUGCGGCUCGCGUCUCCUGUGUCUACAACAAUGCCACCAGCGUGCUGCGCGAAAAAAAUGGCACGAAGUGCACGUUACGCGGCGAUGAGGUCACCACAUAUGCACAUGCCAGCGAAAUCGAACAUCUACUGCCGCUGCUCUUAAUCGCCACAUGUGCCUUUGUUGGCUUCUUCGUGCUCAUCUUGGGCAUCUUCUGCUACCGCCACGAGCUCAAACUGUGGGCACAUACAAACUGUCUGCUCAACAUGUGUUAUGCAGGCCGCAAUGCGCACGGUUUCGUCGAGUCGCUGGACAAGGAUCGUCUGUGUGAUGCAUACUUUGCCUACAGCUUACAGGAUGAGCACUUCGUUAAUCAAAUAUUGGCACAGACGCUGGAACAUGACAUCGGCUAUCGCUUGUGUUUGCAUUAUCGUGAUGUGAAUAUCAAUGCGUACGUAACGGAUGCCAUCAUCGAGGCCGCCGAGAGCGCCAAGCAGUUUGUGGUCGUGUUAUCGAAGAAUUUCCUCUACAACGAAUGGACACGUUUCGAAUAUAAAUCAGCAUUGCAUGAGAUGGUGAAGCGUCGCAAACGUCUGGUCUUCAUACUCUACGGCGAUUUGCCGCAACGCGACAUCGACAUGGAUAUGCGUCAUUACUUGCGUACGAGCACCUGUCUGGAGUGGGACGAUAAAAAAUUCUGGCAGAAGCUACGCAUCGCACUGCCGCACAUACGCAAGCGACCAAUCACCGCCAAUUGUCUGGCUACGCGGUCGGCCGUGAACAUUUACGCUUCAGCGCACGAAUACCAGCCCGCAGGCGGCAAUAGCACCGUUGGUGGUGGCGUUGGUCUGCCAAAUGGACACCUCAGCGGUGCAGGCAUCGGCGUUGAUAAGGCGCACUACUCCGACUGCAACAACUAUGCGACCAUUAAUGAUUGUGGUGUUGGCGCGCGCGGCUAUGCGCCCAUACCUACCGCCACUGCUGCCUGCAAGUUUAACACGCUCAAUGAGCUCUCGCACAAAAUGCAUAAAAAUGAUUUGCUGAAUAACAUCGGCGGCGCCGGCAGCGGUAUGUGUGGCAUUGGGCUCGGCGGUGGCGCCAAAACGCUCGAUCAUCAUCACCACCUCCGCGCGCAUCAGCAGCACGAGUACGCGGUGCCCGCUUAUUUGGGUACGCUGAGCAACGGCCAUGUGGGCGGCGGUGGUGGCAACGCGCCUACCUACGACAGCGUCGAUUACGCCAAGCAGAAGCUGAGCGCCAGCAACAAUUGCGACAACUGCACUGUGGGCACACAGAAACGCGUCACCAAAGGUGGCCUACACCCCAGCUUCUCAUCCAAUUUCACAGCGCCGCCUAACGGCACACUCACAGGCGCUUGCUACAACAGCUAUAACUGCAAGAAACCAUGCAAUUGUGGCGCGCGCAAGCACGCGUCUGCCGCCAGUGAUGACGGCAUCAGCUGUCGCUGUGGCACUGCGAGCAGCGGCGCGCCAAAGGAGUUGGGCACAACAACGGCGGCGCCGACGCCGGCACUGGCUGCGUCUGCGACCACAUGCAGCAGCAAUAGCAGCAACAACAGCGAACGCAGCAGCAGUGUCACCAACAGCAGCAACAAUAGCACCAGCUCAGCGGGUAGCGGCAAUCGGCAACCAACCGAGCAGCUGGCACACUACGAAUCCAGUUUAUCGCUGAACGAGAGCGCAGCACUGAAUGGGCCAUUGUGGGCGUAACAACAACUGGAUUUAGGUGGCGGCAUUGCGGGCGGUAAAACGCGCAUGGCGGUCUGCUUGAAUGUGUAAGCGCGCCCCAAACAAAUUGCCUAGCAAACGCAAUGAAAAUUUCUAUGUAUUUUAAGUGUGUAUGCGUGCGUGUGUAUAUGUGUCAGCAAGUGCUUGAAAUUGUGCGCGUGUGUGUUUUAGUGUAAAAAAUGUAGAGCGCGUCACAGCGCCAGAGACAGACUGUGCAACCAGUGAAUUUAAUUAAACGCCUGCAAGCGCACACAUAUACAUAUGUGUGUGUGUGUAUGUGCGCCUAUGCGUAUGCAGGUAGUCAGGCAACUAGUAGUUCUUGUAUGUGGGCAGUGAAUGUGAAUUGUUGAGGACACUUGCUGUGGCAUGUGUUGCAGCGACUCGCACAAAUAUGAGACUUUGUAAAAAGUAGCAUACCAAAAGCAAAACUAGCGAACUGAAAACAGAACAGAAAAAAGCAACCAAACAAACACAAAACAAAGCAAACAAACAAACUACGUAAAACCGCUAACUAGUUCUAGUUACUUAAAUUAUAAUUAUUAAAUUAAACUUAAAUUAUUACUUAACAACUAAGCACUUAGCAAAGCGAGGCAGGCAAACUGAACAAAAUAAGAUAAAAUAAAACAAAUGAUUUUCACUAGCAUUAGAAUUUACCAUAUAGCGGUUAAUAAGUGUGCUUGUGUGUGUAUGCGUGCGUGUUUAUUGUAUAUGCGUGUAAAUAUAUAUUUAAAUAUAUUUGAUUUCUUUUUGGACUUCAAAAUAGCAAAACGAUAAAGUUUGAAAAUUUAAAUAUAAA
Messenger RNA from Bactrocera tryoni, 6112 nucleotides. It is a transcript of the gene Toll-6, whose product is annotated as toll-like receptor 6. Lineage: Eukaryota; Metazoa; Arthropoda; Insecta; Diptera; Tephritidae. Gene Ontology annotation, biological process: signal transduction. Bases 385 to 5298 code for a protein of 1637 amino acids. The record is from RefSeq and is a predicted model, not a curated record. The transcript has a single exon. Gene Ontology annotation, molecular function: protein binding.